Messenger RNA from Musca vetustissima, 4354 nucleotides. RefSeq lists its product as uncharacterized. NCBI's taxonomy places the organism in Eukaryota, Metazoa, Arthropoda, Insecta, Diptera, Muscidae. The transcript is spliced from 8 exons. The record is from RefSeq and is a predicted model, not a curated record. Bases 848 to 4045 code for a protein of 1065 amino acids.
UAUGUUUCAAAUAUAUUAAAAAUAUGCCACUGGUCGUGCACAAAAGUUUAUGGUAAUAUUUUUUAAUUUAUUUGAAAAUGAUAGAUGAUUUCCAAAUUUAAAAAGCGCUGCCAAUACCGAUAUCUUUAAUGAAACUACCUUCUAUAAUUAUGCCAUGGUUUUAACCUACAUUAUGGGGAUUUAUUUGGCAUAUAACAAUUUAAACCCACUUGGUUACGGAAUCCGGUACAAUGUAAACGUACUAUUAAAUUUUUUGGACUGGUGGUAAAUAUACAAAUUGUUUUAUAAUAAGUAAUGUUAAUUUAUAUAUCUUCUUUGCAAAUAUAAGAAAUAAAUUUACAUAAUUUUUAUCGUUGCGUUUUGUGAUUUUGUAAAUAUUCUUUUCGAUAGAGGGGGUGAUUUAUCCUCACUAGAAAACUUGAACAAUUCCAACAAGAUAAAUCGAUACAGUGCUUCAUAUUAUGAAGCUUUAAUGUGUAAAUGAUUACAGGUUAUUAGUCGAAAGUAGUCACAAUCGUAAAUGGCUACCGGUUAAUAAAAUCAAUUGACCUGCAUCAACAAUCAUUUUGAAUUCAAGCAGCAACGAUACAAUUCAAGCAUCAACGGCGUACCUUUCUAUUUUGUGCUAUUAGCAUUUUUUUUCUUUUUACAAGGACGAGAUUUAUCCUCACUAGAAAACCUGACAAAUUCUAACAAGAUUAGAAAGAUUACAUGUCUGGCACAUCCAUAAAAUUGGAUUUUUAACUUCGCAGACAAAUUAGCGGACCUUUGAAAAUUUUUCUUUGAAUUUAAUCAAGUCAAGCAUCAACUAUCGGCGUACCAUUGGUAUUUUGUUCUUUAUACAAGUAUGUUUUCAUUAGUGUCAUAUAAUUAUGGCGAGUUUUGUGUCGUAGACACAAAAAAAACCAAACCAUUUGACGGGGACGGAUAUAUUUUUAAAUACAAAGGCGGAUCCUAUCUGGGAACGAUAAUAGCAAAAAGCGACAACAAGGAAGAACUUUCUAAUUUAAAGAAUAUAAAAGAAGACGAAGCCAAAAGGCAAGAAACACAGCCAAAACAAAAGAAUACUUAUUCAUCACAAGCGAUGGAAACUGUAAGGGAUUCUAUACAAAAUAUGUCAUCGUCCAUAAAUAAUGAAAUGUUACAAAGCCUAAAAACUUUUAGCUUGGUUGCUUACGACACUGAUGAUUAUUUUGUUAUUAACUCAAAAACUAUAACACAACUCCAAGGCAGUGAUUGUGUUGUGAAAUAUAGAGGUGGUUUUUAUUCUGCAAAACUAAUUGCAUCUUAUGAUGACAAAAAGAAACUUCUGGAAUUAAAGCGAAUGAAAAGAAGACAAAGUCACUCAAAACAUGUAGACCAAAAGCCUACAUAUGAAAUAAAUAAAUGUAUACCAAAUUCUACAACAAAUGUCCAGAAGAGUUCAGAACCAGAAAUUAUAAAUGACAAUUCAAUGGAACUACAAAAUAAAAACCAUCACGAAACAUCGGGAGAAGAUUCAAAUUAUUCAUCAUAUGUAAGAAAUCACGAAAUAAUAUAUAAUUCUGGUAGUGAAUGUUCUUUAAAUGCUUUUGACGUAAGUUUGGCAAAAAAACAAGGGCAUCUUAAGAACUCUACAGUCUUACAAAAAAGCACGAUGAACUCGAAAGAUUAUAAUCCCUCUAAAAGUAACAAAAAUGACACACUACUAGACGAAUCGGAGCCUGUUAUAACGAAAGUGACGGGUAUUGAAAUUCCUUCAUCUGAAAAUCAUUCCAAACAAAGUGAUCAUAUAUUGUCGGACACGUCAGAGUCAACGUGGGAUGAAACUUCAUCAAGUGGCGAAUCUGUUUCUUUUAAAAAUGCAGUGCUUAAAACCCAACGACUAAAAAAUUCUACUGCUAUUAAAUCAUCAGGUAAUAGAAGUACGUUGGCUACAGAAAGUUUUGAUUCCUCUAUGCCAUAUAAUGACAAAUCUGUGUCAGAAUACCUACCGGAUUCAUCUUUACAAAAUACAACAGUAAAUACAAGUUCCAUUGUAGAAGUUAACACCGCUCCAAUUCAGAUAGAUUCGUUAAGAGUUCCGUUUUCAAAAUCAAAACUAAAAAGACAUUUUUGCAUGUAUUGCAAAACAUUGCAGUGCAAAAUUGCUCGACAUUUAUUCUUAAAACAUAAAAACGAAAAUCUAGUUAAACAAGCAAUGGCACUUCCCAAAUUGAGCAAAGAACGUUUAAAAUUAAUUGAAGACAUUCGAAAACAAGGAGAUUUCAUACACAAUACAUGCAGUGAUCAGAACACUGGUAUUUUAAUUGUAUCUAGACGACAACAACAAAAAACAAACCGAAAAGCCGACGACUAUAUAUGCUGUCCAAAAUGUAAAGGAUUUUAUACAAAAUUUGCAUCACGACAACACAGUAGGAAAUGUGUUCAAAAACACAACUCCAGAUCAAAUUUUAUUGAAGGGCGAAAAUUAACUCAAUAUAUACACCAUGUUGCGAGUCCUGCAAUGAAAACAACGAUAUUUCCUGUUCUCCGAAAUGAUAACAUAACCAAAGCAAUACGUUUCGACGAAUUAAUUAUCCGAUAUGGUAACAGAUUAUCCGAAAAACUUUCUCAAAGUCACCACCAUGAUCAAAUCCGAGCAAACAUGCGCCUUUUGGGUAGAUUUAAAAUAGAAUUUAUGAAAAUUGUGCCGGAGAUAUCCGAAUUGAAAGAUAUAUUCAAACCAUAUUUGUUCGAUAAUGCUAUUGAGGCACUUCGAAAAACAGCAAAGUGGACCUUUGAUAAAGGAUUCGCAACGCCAGCUGUUGCCACAUCCUUGUCAUCUUUAAUAAAAAAAUGCGCACGGAUACAACGAAAUGAAUUUAUUAAAUGUCAAAAUGAAGAUUCUAAAUGUAACUUAGACAAUUUUAUUUCUCUUUGGGUAGAGGAAACACCCGUACAAAUCAACAAAAAAGCUCUGGAAGAUCUCGAAAAUCGGAAAAGGACAAAAACUAAUGACUUGCCAAGUAAAAACGACAUCAAAAUUUUGUAUGAUUAUUUAAGAACUAUAAUGCUUGAUUCCUUCGCCGAAUUAUGCUUAAACUACAAUUUCAUUUCCUGGAAAAAACUUUUGGAAUCUACAUUAAUAUUUAUCCAAGUAUUCAAUCGACGAAGAGCUGGGGAAAUUGAAAGGUUAACAAUUGAAAACUUUAAUAAAAAGGAACAAAUAACUGAUUGUGUAGAAGCUGGCAUGUUGGAAAAUAUCUCUAAACAAUCCAUUAAUUUCGCCAAACAAUUCGUUCGAAUCACGUUACGGGGAAAGUUAGGAAGAACCGUGAGCGUUUUGCUCGACCCACUGUGUAUUAAGUCCAUUAACAUUAUUCUUAAAUUCAGAGAAAAGGCUGGCAUUUCCAAGACAAAUCCAUAUAUAUUUAGUGCGCCUGGUAAGUCCAGCUUAGCAAAAAGUUACUGCAGAGCAUGUCCUUUGCUGAGAAAAUUUGCAUCAGAGUGUGGAGCAUUGAUUCCCGAUACACUUAGAGGCACAAAACUGCGAAAACACAUAGCAACAUAUACCUCAUUGCUGAACGUGCAAGAAUCGACGGUUGAUAGACUUGCUAACUUUUUAGGCCACCACAAAGACAUCCACAAAAGCAUAUAUAGGGUACCGGUGCCAGUAGCCGAAAUUACAAGCGUGUCAAAAAUUUUAUUAUCGGCUGCUGGGUGCAAUUUGCAAAAUAGUAUCGAAACUAGUAAUUCUAAUAGAAAUAUAGUUUCUGAUAACGAAGGGAGUAUGCAAUAUGAAGGUUUGGAGGAAAACUCUGAAGAUUCAGAAACAGAUAUGGUAAAACCGAAGAGACGUAGUACAUCCCCUUUCGGACGGACAAUACGCAAGAGGUGGAGCAGUGCUGAAAUUGAUUCCGUUAAAGAAACAUUUGGAGAUAUUUUGGCCUUGGAGAAGUUGCCUUCCAUAAAGCAAUGUGCAGCAGCUAUAGAAAAAAAUAUCUCCCUAUGUAAAAGAACACCGGCUCAAUUAAAAACAUGGAUAGACAACCAGCGAAAAAAAGUUGCCGUUCGAGGAAAUUAAACAAUUUGAUUUCCCCACUUUCAACACACAGUCACCGCCACAACAUUCCACGGACCCAGUGUUUUCUUACUUUUUUUAGUGAUAUAAGCUUUUCAUGCAUAUGAAAUACUCUUGCCCAUGUAUGGGAUAUGUUCACACACACGCACACACAAUUACAAUAAUUUUAUUUCAAAAUAUUUUUAUCAUGUUUUAUUAAUUCUAUGAAUGCUGUAAAAUUUUUAUUGACGAUUAAUUUAAAUUUAAAGCCUAUUCUUUAAUAAGUAUUGAAAACGUGUUUUUUUAUGAAUAAAAAUAUUCAUUAUUAAUUUA